AUAGUAACUGAUUUAGUUGUAAACUGCAUUUUAUGGCAGACUGAAGUUGACGGCUGCCAAAACUUGCAUGGCCUCAGAGAAGGUUGGGCAUGGAUAGCCAGAUUCUUAAAUGUUUUCCCUGCAAAUUUAUACACCGCAGCUGCAUUGCAGGCUUUUCUUGAAAUGGCAGGUUUUGCUCUACACAAAAGAUAUAAGACACAAUUCAGAAAGCUGCUGGAUAUCAUUGCUAGAGAUUUUCUAACUGCAUUGAAAGAUCGAGGUGAUGCAAAGUUGAUCAAAGUGAUUGUGAGUCUCCGGAGUUAUAUAGAGUCAAAUCAGUUCCUGAAUGAACCUGAGGGCUGGCGCCUCAGGAGUUCCUUGGAAUCACACAAUUUCGCUCCAGAUUCAGAUCAUGAUCAACAGUUUCAUUACCAACAGAAUAGAUUCUAUUAGACUAUUACUAGGUCUACAGAGUAGGAAUCCA
Molecule: messenger RNA, 463 nt
Organism: Solanum verrucosum
Lineage: Eukaryota; Viridiplantae; Streptophyta; Magnoliopsida; Solanales; Solanaceae
Product: mRNA export factor GLE1-like
Exons: 2
Biological process (GO): regulation of translational initiation; regulation of translational termination; poly(A)+ mRNA export from nucleus
Cellular component (GO): nuclear pore cytoplasmic filaments; nuclear pore; cytoplasm
Molecular function (GO): translation initiation factor binding; phospholipid binding; inositol hexakisphosphate binding
Source: RefSeq, a predicted model, not a curated record